Messenger RNA from Malaclemys terrapin pileata, 8453 nucleotides. RefSeq names its product mannosidase endo-alpha (gene MANEA). The record is from RefSeq and is a predicted model, not a curated record. Gene Ontology annotation, cellular component: Golgi apparatus. Bases 239 to 1609 code for a protein of 456 amino acids. Lineage: Eukaryota; Metazoa; Chordata; Testudines; Emydidae. Gene Ontology annotation, molecular function: alpha-mannosidase activity. The transcript is spliced from 5 exons.
UGAGCAUGCUCAGUAACAGCUUAGGGACCAAAACCCGAACUGACUUGACUCAGCCCAUGAUCACCCCGCAUCCUCAACUGCCCCAGCAGGCCUCGGUGCGGACACCAACUGCCUCGCGCCCGCGAGUAGCCGCUAGGCGGAGCGCUGCUGCUUCGCUUUCCCCAAGCUGUAGGGCCGCGCCCCCGCCUUCGACUGUUGUAGCUGGAAACCUGUUGUUUGGACAUUGAACUAUGACAUCAUGGCAAGAUUUCACAGAAGAACGUGCAUUAUUUUGUUGCUUUUUAUUUUAUUCAUUUGCUCCAUGAUGAUGGCUUUGAAGACUCUGAGACCUGACAGAGCUGGUUUUGGGGAUCCAUUUGGACUUGGUCUCUUACCGGAACUUCAACGGACAACACUCUUGGAAAAUAAACACAGUCCCCUAACUGCUGCCAGGGGGGAUAGCGUAACACACACCAAUAAUUUGCACACUGUUGCAUUGAAUAGCAUUAAAACAUCUAUGGCCUCUGUAAGAAAGUUGGAAGAGGAAUUGCCUUCCCCUAAUUAUAACUUUCAUGUGUUCUACUACAGCUGGUUUGGGAAUCCACAAUAUGAUGGUAAAUAUAUUCACUGGAACCAUCCACUGGUGCCACAUUGGGAUUCCAAAAUUGCAAACAAUUACCCAAAGGGAAGACACAAUCCUCCAGAUGAUAUUGCAUCCAGUUUUUACCCUGAACUUGGAACUUACAGCUCUAAAGACCCUUCUGUCAUAGAAGCCCACAUGCAACAAAUGCGUUCAGCCUCUGUUGGCAUCAUAGCCCUUUCAUGGUACCCUCCUGGUAUGGCUGAUGAAAAUGGGGAACCUGGUGAAGACUUGGUGCCUGUUAUUUUGGAUAAUGCACAUAAACACAAUCUAAAGGUCACUUUUCAUAUUGAGCCAUAUAAAGAUCGAGAUGAUCGCAGUAUGUACAGCAAUGUGAAGUACAUUGUAGACAAAUAUGGAGGCCAUCCAGCUUUUUACAGGCAUAAGACCAGCACAGGCAGAACCCUCCCCAUGUUUUAUGUUUAUGAUUCUUAUGUAACAAUCCCUGAAAUAUGGGCAAAUCUAUUAACUGUUUCUGGAUCCCAGAGCAUUCGCAAUACACCAUAUGAUGGAUUAUUCAUUGCACUUCUAGUGGAAGAAAAACAUAAACAUGAAAUCCACAGAAGUGGUUUUGAUGGAAUUUAUACAUACUUUGCCACCAAUGGCUUUUCUUAUGGCUCAUCUCAUCACAAUUGGCCAAGUCUAAAAGCCUUUUGUGACAGCAGCAACUUAAUGUUCAUUCCAAGUGUGGGACCAGGAUACAUUGACACCAGCAUCCGACCAUGGAAUAACCACAACACCCGCAACCGUGUUAAUGGGAAGUAUUAUGAGACUGCCUUCAGUGCAGCACUUUUGGUGCGACCAGAAAUUAUUUCCAUCACCUCUUUCAAUGAAUGGCAUGAAGGGACUCAAAUUGAAAAAGCUAUUCCUAAGAAAACUGGACAGGUAACUUACCUGGAUUACAAGCCUCAUAAACCAACUAUGUAUCUGGAGCUCACUCGCAAGUGGUCUGAGAAAUACAGUAAGGAAAAAGAACAAUGGCUUAUGUGAGGUGCCGCUGCCCUUGUUUGUAAAUGCAUUCAGUCCAUCUCAGAGGUGAAAAUGACGCUGGAAAUUCUAAUUCAGCCAAUCAAGAUGUCUUUUAUCGUAAAUAUACUUAAAAAAAAAUAACCUUUGAAUGUAGUAUGCGCUAUUACUGUACCUGUUAGAAUUAACUUUGACUCCUUUUAGGGGCUAAAAUAAUAGUGAGCAAUAUUGCAUCUCUAGGCUAUUUUAAUUCGAGAAUAUUUUGUGAAAUGCUAGAUGCUUUUUAUUCAUAAUCUUUAUGUAAAGCUUACAGAAACUCUAUCUGGAAUAAUUCAGAGGUGACUCAAGUAGAGUGAGACAGAAUUUAGCAUAUUUACAUUUAUUACCUUUAGCUAUAAAGCCGUGUUUCAGAGUUGAAUACUACUGUGAUUAGAAUUUUGUCUCGAUCGUUCCUCAGAGGAUAAAUAUUUGUGGUGCAUGAAAUAACAUAGCAAUUGUUAUAUCAUGUGUACACCUUGUAGCACGCGGAGAGUUUACUUUAACAUUUGUCUUGUCUGUGGUACAAACACUAAGAAUGGUGUGAAAUUGUUCUGAAAUUUACAGCUUUUAAAGCUUUUGGUUUCAAAAAUUGAUGAAAGGUUAUUUAACUCCAGAUUAGUCUUGUAUUUGGAUUUUGCAUUCUGUAUUUUUUUGUAACUAUGGAGUGUCAACAAAAUGCAUUGAGAUCUUCUAACUAGAUUAAAAUUAAAGAAGGAAUAACAGUAACUAAAAUGAGGGGGGAAAGUAUCUGAGUGAUGACAUUGCUCAAAAUAAGCUGUUUCUUAAACAAGAUUUUCUUUAAUGUUUACCAGGGAUAGACUUUUGUAUUACUUAUUGCAGACCUAGAUCCAGUGUUUGGAAAAAGUUGAAAAGAUUACAAGUCACAUAAAUAUUUACUAGUCCUACAAUUGAUUCAUUUUCUAGAGCAGUCUUUGUUACAUGAUUUUAGCAGCACAUAGUCUUGGCCACUAGAAUGAAUUUUGUCUGUUAACUUGAAAGCUAAGAUUUCAAAUGGUUUCAGACAGUUCAUUGAUUUCCUGCAGUACUAAAGGUAGCAGCUACCAAAAUCAUGUCAGAAUUCAGGUGAGGAGAAAAUAAAGCAAGAUAGUAAUUGAGUGGUCUUAUUGCAUUUCAUAACAUGUCAUUGCUAGAAAUGAGUGCUUAAUACUGUUUGAAAGCUGAGAUUCUCAGGUUUCAAUUAUUAUAAAUCAUUCAUUUGUAGACCUGGUUGUUUCUGAGACACUACUCAACAAUGGUCUAUGUCUAGCAAUGCUUUUUUGGCACUUACCCAGUUCUGAAUAGAGCAAAUCCCAUAGUGGUCCAAGUUUGGGGUUUCACUAUUUGGUUUCAUAGUUGUGGUAAAUUUGAGAGUAUGUUGGCAAAUAUUUAAUCUGUAGCAUAGUAUAAUUGCUUUUUUUAUUUUAUUUUAUUUUUACUUACUUUAGGCCCUGAUCCUGCAUUGUGAUUUUCAUGUAAACUGCCCAUUCGAGUCCCAUUGACUUAAUAGAAUUUUGUGCAGGCACAGUAAUCUGCCCAUGCAGUCGCAGUGCAGGAUUGAAAAAGUGAAACUUUAUUUCUGAAACAUGUUUAAAUUUAAUCUUAAUGACAUGAUGUUGCUGAUAUUUGUUAGUGACCUCUUAAUGUGAAGGAAGGAAGAGUUUAUCUGAAACUUGUCUCCGUAGAUUAAAGACAGUUUUCGCCAAACUUAUGCAGGGAAACUGUCUGAAAUUCUUUAACUGUUUUAUACAUCCAGGAUGGCAAAUUGUAUGUAAGAUUUCUCUUCCGAUUAUUUAAAUGAUUCUAUUAGUAAGCCCCCAAACAUCAUAGGCAUGGAAAUUCCAACUUAUUUUUAACUAAGAUUAACAUAUAGGACCAUAUUCUCAGCUACAGCCAAGGGGUGUGGGGUGUAGUUUACAAAAGGGGCUGCAGAAGAGCCAUUUGUGGUUCCCAGUGGUGGGAUCAGUUCUGCGCUUGUUGGGUCCUAGUGUAGUUUAGAGCAGCCUCAAGAUUGUGUGUGCGCGUGCGUUUGUGUGUGUAUGUAUGUAUGUAAAUAAAAGGAGGGAGGGAGAGGGAAGGGGAGAAAGAAUAGAGCAUUGCCCUGCAUCUUGUGUAGUCACUUGUAUCGGGGCAGAGUGAGUGUAAAAUUCUACUAAAUCAUAACAAAUGCCCUGGUGUGACUACACAAAAUACAGAAUAGAGAGAAUCUGACCCAAAGUGUGAUAAGCAAUAAUCUUGGAUCCUAUCCUGCAUUCCAUGCAUACCCAUUGAAGAUAAAUUUGGGUAUGCAAGGAAUGCAGGAUUGUUUCCCUUUUGUGUAUUGAGAAAUGAGUAGCUUGGUGCCUUCAACAUGCCUGAGAAAUGCCUAUCUUGACUAAGGGUUGUCUACACUAGAAGCACUACAGCAAUGCAGCUGUGCCACUGCAGCACGUCUGGUGAUGAUGCUCUAUGCUGACGGGAGAGAGCUCGCCUCUCAGCAUAAUAAAACCACUUCUGCGAGAAGGUCUCCCACCGACAUGGUGCUGUCUACACAGCGCUUAUAUCAGUGUAACUUAUGUCACUCAGAGCGGUGGCUUAUUCACACACCUGAGCAACAUAAGUUAUGCCAAUAUAAGCUUUAGCGUAGACCUAGCCUAAUAUGUAGUCUGGGAUGUUACAGUGCACCUUCAAUAUGUUGUAUUCUGUUAAAUGGUAUCUUCUAAAUAUUUUGCACUGUCAGACUUCAUUUCUAAGGAUCUCAAAAUUCUUUUUCAAAGUAGGUAAGUAGUAUUUUUAUUUUUCAGGUAGAUAAACUGAGCUAUAGAUGAUUUAGUGACCUGACCACAGUCACACAGUGAAUCAGUGACAGUGUAGGACAUAGAGCAGGUAUCAACUCUCUGCCCCCCCGUUCUAACCACUUUCAUACAGUCUCGGUAGGAAAUUAAUGUAUGCCCUUUUAGUAUUAGUUCCUUAAAUAACUAUACCUUUUUAUUUGUUUAUUUGUUACUUCUUCUUUAAAGUAUUUACAAGCCUGGGAGUGCACAAUUACUUUAGUUAUUUCCUCAUUUCUAGCUUUCUAGCUCUCAGCAACUUAAAGGGAUGCUCAUGCUUCCUCCUACAUGAACUGGGAAAGGCUCAGACCAUCAGUAGUACUUCUGAAGUAAGAGGUUUUGAAGGGAGGAAGUCUCUUUAACUUAAAGUUUUUCUCAGCUUUAGGUCCUUUUCAUCUCUUGCAUACUGCUUCCUAGCACUUUUUAGACAGUUUACAUUCAACUUUUGGUUGCCUGUUUUUCCCCCACAGCCAACAUUUACUCUUCAAAUUUGACUGCUACAGUCCCUCCAGUUUAUGCUGGUUUGAAAUUAUUGUAACCCCACUAGUCAAUUGGAAAUAUCUUUCCCUAGUUUAAAAAAAUAUUGCUUCUUAACCAGUGACUUUGCAGUGGAAGCACAUUGUUCUCAAAGGUUCACAUAACAGCACCAAAGGGCAGAUUUUAAAAAAUAUUCAGAUGCUUGAAGAUGCAAUUAAGUGCCUACGAGGAUUUUCAAAACCACCUAGGUACCCAACUCCCAUUUUAUAAUCAAAAUUCCACAACCUUCUUAAAAUCUGGACUUACUUUCUACCCAGAUAGUACAUUUAUCAAAGUUUGGAAUUAAUUUGAGAUUUGCCUAUAGAUGAAGUGGCAGCAUCCAGAGUCCCUGUUUUUUAGAAGCAGCAAAUAUCAGUGCCUGGAUAUAUAGUGAGUGUGUGAUAAGGUAUUUGUUUUUGAGGGGUGGUGGAGCUGCCUUUUACUUUCUAGUAGGUGGAGUAUAAUAGCUCAGAGUAGAGAACACUUUCAUAAAAUUGGGUUGAGGGGAGAAGACUUCUGCAAACACAGUGAAUCUCAUUUCUUCACAACAUGUAAGCAAUCAACCCAAAAGAGUCAAAUGGCCUUGAAAAGGGUUUGGAGUCUGUAUUUUUUAAGUUUUUAGGAACAGCUGCCCUUGAAGUAUGUUCAGCUAAAAGUCUGAAUUUGGGUUGCAGAGAGCGAUCCAGGUAAGUAUCUUGAUCCACUUUCUCACUGUAUUUGAGCUUAGACUCUGGACUUGGACGGUAUCCUCCACCUUUCCCUGAGUCUAAGUCAAAACACAUUGCAAUGAUUGCCAUUAAAAUCUUUAUUGUUAGAUGUAGGUAACUGUUUGCCAUAGUAUUCAUAAUAGAUAAUACUGCAUUAAUGGUAAUUAGGCAAAAAUAAAAACUAUUAAUGAUUAUUAAAGGCAAUCACUCGCUAUUAUACCUGUGCUCCAUAGCAAUGCUUAAAAUCACUGGUGACAUACUACUGAGCAACCGUGACAGGGGAAAGCAGUGAUGACCAUACGCAAGAAAUGCUCUCCAAGGCCAAGUAGCAAUGUUUCUAAAGCCAGAUAAUUCAUUUAUAAAAGUGUGUUAAGGCCCUAUUAAUUCAGUUGUAGACUUCAGCUUCUGACAGGCCCACGUAAGUUUUUUAUAUACUUAUUUAUUUCCAUAGGCUAUAUCUAAACUGAAGCGUAGUCCAUCCCCUGUACUCUCAGAACCCUUGUCUAUAUUGCACAGAUUUGAAAAAGUUGCCUUGCCUUUUUUCCCCAAGCAAAAGAGCAUGUCCAUCUAUUUUGCACAUACUGUUAACCCCUUAUGGCUGUCAUCUUGUGAAUGCACAGCUUCAAUCUUGGAUCAGCUUUAUUUGUAGAGUUCCUUUUGUCUUGUGGUGCCAAUGUUCUGUCACAGACUUAACAAGUUUUUGGAACAGAAGAAUCCUUAAUAAGUGUCUUUCACCAUGAAAUUCUGUACACACUGUGUACAUAGUAUAUACUUGCAUAUUACAUACCUUUUUUGAUAGUCUCUUGCAUGGAUUUUUCAGGUGCCCUUUAUAAUGUUUUACAGGAAAAUAUAUUGUAUAUAGAGUUUUUAUUGCUGGUGGUAGGAAAUAGAGAUUAGAUCAAUACAUUUUUAUGCACUUGGACAAGUAAAUUAUUUUUUGGUGUCUUAGGUUUUUGCAAAACGUCUGUACUUAAUAAAAGAGAAAGACAUAAUUUGAUUUAAAAGAAUCCUACAUAUAUUCUAUUUAAGAUAAGGUAGAAAUCUCUGGCAAAUUGUUCUAGAUUCUGUAAGUAUUAGUUCUGGUCCUUUUACUUGCAAAGAAGUUCUAACUUUCUAUUACCUAUAUUAAACAAUUCAGUAAACCCUCACCAUCUUUUAUUCCUUUCUUUUUGUGAACCUCUUCAAAAUAUUGUCAUAGUCUGCUACUUCUGUCCAGAUUUAAAUCUUAAAUCUGUUUUUAAAGUAACUUUAUUUCUAAGAAUUCCUGUAUAGUUCCAAUGUAACCAACUUGUUACAAUAUUUUGUAAGAGAAUGUGCUUAUAUGUAUUUUAUAAACAAAGCAUGCAUUUUACAAAAUGUGUUUUUAUGACUUUGUUGUGGAUAUUAAUAUUUUGUUGUGUGCAAUUGACAGAGUUUAAAUCAGUUACAUUUUAGGUGUGUUAUUUUCCUACCUGGCUGUAGAAAUGUAUUACUAAUGUGGCCUGAUUCUGUCACCCUUAUUCAGGGUACUACUCAAUGUAUGAGAUUUGUGGUACAAUCUAGCUCAUAGCAAAUCAUUUGAGUACACAGUGUUUUCGUUUAUAAUCAUGUUUACAAAAACCUAGUUGCUUAAAUGUUGAUGAAGAAUAACUGUGUGCCCAAAAUGCCAUAGAGUGUAUGAUAGUAACAAUCUCUAAGCGGUCACAGUGUAGAAAGUGAAUUUUCUAUCAACUAUGACCUUGGAAUUGAGGUGUCAGAUACUGCAUUUGCUCACAUAAAACAUGGCAUACUGGUUCUUUCUAUUAACUGUCUGCUGCUCUAAUUUGUAUAUAAAGGAGACUGGUUCACCAAAAUUUACUACUUAUUCAGCUGCCAAUCAAUUUCUGCUUUGUGAGCCAGUGGAAUGUCUAAUGUAAGACAGAAAAAAGUGAAUAGUGAUGCAGGACUUCUAAUAGUACAAACCCAUGAAACAUACUGGGUCUGAUCUUUAUGUUUUUAAAUAGGCAAAACUUCCACUGAAGUUGCAUUUAAUCCAGUAAAAGGCUCUCUCUAUAGUGCACAACUCACAAAAAUACCCAGAGGCCUUUGAAAAAAUUACACAGGAGGUACUGCUAUGUUUAACCAAAAGAUGAAAAAUGUAGGAUUUAUGUUUGCAUUUUAAAGUGGUAAAAGGAGGAGACUCGUGUGUAUUUUUACAAUUCUAGAAAAAAGCAUAAUAGCAAUAAUCACCUAGUCUUAAUGCAGAAGGGUUUAUGCCUGUUUUGCCUGUGGGAGAAAACUGGGAUCAGGCCCAAGAUGCAUUGUUCUAUUUCAGUUAAGAAGCAACCAAAAUAUAAAUGCACCACUUGCUUUAGUUAUUGAGGGGAAAUCUACUUGUAAAUAACCCAUGGUUGGAAAAUAGCCUGUUCAGAUAUUUAUAAUAUAUUUUACUAUUCACUAUAGUGAAGUAGAUGUAUUCUAGUAAGAAACUACUGGGUUAAAAAUGUAAUGUACUCAUUCAUUACUACGUGUUUCUAGAUAUAGUCUAAGGUAUUUUGAAGCCUAGAAUAGUUUAAUUCUUGUUGCACUUCAAUUUGUUGACCACUAAAAUUUCAGUGACUUACCACUGCUCUUAAUGUAGAAUGUUUUGCUAUGCACAGUGUUUAAUUUACUAUAGCCUAAAGAAAUGCCAUGCAUGUCUCAGGAAAUCCAAAAUUUAAUCAAAUACAAAAUGUGCUUGAAAUUUUAAAAUUAUAUUAAGUACCUUGUUAUGUAAUUGUCACUCUAAAAGAAGACUGUAAAUUUCUGGCUGUUUUGGUAAAUAAAAUAUCUCUAUUACAA